Molecule: messenger RNA, 981 nt
Organism: Drosophila serrata
Lineage: Eukaryota; Metazoa; Arthropoda; Insecta; Diptera; Drosophilidae
Gene: CAH5
Product: Carbonic anhydrase 5
Cellular component (GO): cytoplasm
Molecular function (GO): carbonate dehydratase activity; zinc ion binding
Source: RefSeq, a predicted model, not a curated record
UCUCCAAAGGGAACGGAACACAGAAGUACUUGCUAGAAAUGUUCUCCUAUAGUCUUUGGUGCCUGCUGACCGCCUUGGGAUGUGCUCUUGCCUUCAUAGAGAUACCUAAAGAAUACCUUGCAGAUAUAAGGGCCGAUCAGGCGGAUGAGAGCGCAGCUGGUGAGUAUAACUACGAUGAGCAAGGCGAUGACUGGCAGGGAACUUGCGCCACUGGCCAGAAACAGUCUCCCAUAGAUUUGAUUCUUCAGGAUUCCAAAGUCAGUUCUAUAAGUCGUCUGCGUUUCAACUACUAUAAUCAAUCGCUGCGCACGCCUUUGGUGAUAACGAAUAAUGGACACACAGCAAACAUGGUCUUACCUGUUACCCGAGAUGGCCAUCGACCUUAUAUAAAUGGCGCCUUGCUGCCCGGGGAUUUUGAGGCCCAGAGUGUACACUUCCAUUGGGGAUCACGGAAUACCAAGGGUUCGGAGCAUGCCAUUAAUUUUGAGCGCUUCGAUGUGGAAAUGCAUAUUGUCCAUAAGAACAAGCGCUACGACACCAUGGCUGAGGCUACCCAGAAUUGGGAUGGUCUGGCCGUUUUGGGGGUGAUGUUCAAGUCAGUUAAUCGGCUGACUACCCAGAAUUAUGGUCUCAAUAAAAUCUUCAAUCAGCUGCCGCGUAUUGUCCAGUAUCAGGCGAAUGCCACAAUUACGGGUCAACUGAAUGUGGGACAACUUUUGGGUAAUAUUGUAACAGGACAGUUUUACACAUACAAUGGAUCUCUUACCACACCGGACUGUGCGGAGGCUGUGACUUGGACUGUCUUCGAUGAUGUUCUCGAGUUCCCCCAUCGUCAAAUCGCUAAGCUUUGGAACCUGAGGGAUUCGAGGAGAAAGCCAUUGAUAAACAAUUAUCGCAGCUUGCAGGAUACCAAUCCUGAACUUAGAGAUGUAUUCUAUCGUGUUAUACAAGACAGCAAUUAAAAAAGCAUUUUUUCUUAAA